Messenger RNA from Dibothriocephalus latus, 366 nucleotides. The record is from the annotation of a GenBank genome assembly. NCBI's taxonomy places the organism in Eukaryota, Metazoa, Platyhelminthes, Cestoda, Diphyllobothriidea, Diphyllobothriidae.
UUGUAUGAACUUGGCCCAUCAGCCGAAACCUUUCACAGUGCUCGAGACUAUCCACCAAAUGCCGAUUUUCACGUAAAUGAAACCCUUGGACCGAAGCCUCCGCCGGCAGGGGUAUUUGACAUCUCCAACUGCAUCUUCAAGAAGAAACGCAGGGUUCCGCUUUUCCUUUCCCUGCCUUACUUCAACAAAGCCGCUGUGGAAGUCCGUGACAAAAUUAACUUCAUUGGUGAACCAAAGCAAGAUCUUGAAUUUACCCUGAAUGUUGAACCGUUCCCUGUGCUGAAAUACAACAACAUGCACGAAUUUUACAAAGAAGCAGAUACCUUUGCGCCGACCAAGUAUUUAAUUGCUCUUUCUGUUGAAUAG